CACACAGCUCAGGAGCUGGCCUGGAGGAGCUGAACCUCUAGAGACGCAGCCAGGACUUAAUUAGAAAGCAAGAGACUACUAUCAUGGCGGCGAAGCCCAAGCUGCACUACUAUGAUGGACGGGGCAGAAUGGAGGCCAUCCGGUGGCUCUUGGCUGCAGCUGGAGUAGAGUUCGAAGAGAUAUUUUUGGAAUCAGCAGAAGAUUUGGAUAAGUUAAGAAAUGAUGGGCGUCUGAUGUUCCAGCAAGUGCCAAUGGUCGAGAUUGAUGGGAUGGAGCUGGUGCAGACAAGAGCCAUCCUCAACUACAUCGCCAGCAAGUACAACCUCUACGGGAAGGACUUAAAGGAGAGAGCCCUGAUCGACAUGUAUGUGGAAGGCAUGGCGGAUUUGAACGAAAUCAUCAUCAUGCUGUUCACGCAUCCACCUGAGGAGCAAGUCGCCCAGCUGGCCUUGCUCAAAGAGAAAACAACCAAUCGCUAUUUCCCGGCCUUCGAAAAAGUGUUAAAGAGCCACGGACAAGACUACCUUGUUGGCAACAGGCUGAGCCGGGCUGACAUUCACCUGGUUGAACUUAUCUACAACUUGGAGGAGUUUGACCCCAGCCUCACCGCCAACUUCCCUCUGCUGAAGGCCCUGCAAACCAGAAUCAGCAACCUCCCCACCGUGAAGAAGUUUCUGCAGCCUGGCAGCCAGAGGAAGCCUCAUGAAGAUAUGGAAUCAAUGAAGGAAACCCUGAAGAUUUUUAGGCUUUAGUAAAACAGGCAUGGAAGCAAAGCACAGCCCAGACCCAUCUGCUAACAUUUUACAAGAAUAAUCUGCUUGCCUAAUGCUGACGGUGGCUACUGUGAAGCUACUAAACUUUUCAAAUUAUGUACUAAUGAAAAAAAGAAAAAAACUCCUUUGACCAGUUAAAAUUCAUUCUUUUUCAUUAGGAUCUGAUACGGAAUCAGAUUUGCAGUGUGUCCCUGACCUGCCUCUUUUUGCAAUUAAAAACUUAGUACAAAAGGAAAA
This is a messenger RNA of Propithecus coquereli (Coquerel's sifaka), 1010 nucleotides long. RefSeq names its product glutathione S-transferase A1-like. Lineage: Eukaryota; Metazoa; Chordata; Mammalia; Primates; Indriidae. Gene Ontology annotation, biological process: glutathione metabolic process; xenobiotic metabolic process. Bases 84 to 752 code for a protein of 222 amino acids. Gene Ontology annotation, molecular function: glutathione transferase activity. Gene Ontology annotation, cellular component: extracellular exosome; cytosol. The record is from RefSeq and is a predicted model, not a curated record. The transcript has 7 exons.